AUGGCUAAGGGUACUUCUAAAGGCAAGGGAGCCGCUAGCUCUAAGCCUGCUAAGCCUACCGAGGUUCCUGAGGUCCCUGUGGAAACACCUAGCCUGUCUGGAGUUGAGCCUGCCGAGGAUACUGUUGGGGAAGCCAAUUCUGAGGUUGAUACAGAGGAUAAUUCUGAGGAUGACUUGUCGGAUCCUAAAGCCUUGGAAAAAGAGGUAUCUACUGCCGCGGGAAGGCUCGCCAGCGUCCGUGUAUCACCUGGGAGUGAAGCUCAGGACCCCAGCUUGCCCCCUGACCACGUGCCGUCAAAUAUUGAGGAUAAACGUCGAAAGGCUGGAAAUUUCAUGGAUACGAAUGUCGGGGACAUUAUAACUCCACAUCUAAAAGACACUCCAGCACAAAUCCGGAGUGAAAAGGAAGAACAGUCAGACAAUAAGCCCCCGUCAGACACAGUCAAGGCAUUAAUACCUGGCUUUGCGAACAAAAUCAUAGAUUCGACUUUAGUUAAUAAGAAGAUAAAGAUCACAGAUUGGGCAAAAUACAAUUUUAACCACGGGUAUGUCAGCCUUGACUUAACCAAGGUGGACUUUACAGAGUUAAAGUGUCCCUCAAGGAACUAUGUAUCCUGGAGACACGAGGCUGUGGUAAUAGAACAAGUUGAGAAAUGGCUAGCAGAUGGAGUGAUAGAAAUUAACUAUCAACAGACGCCAGUUAACUUGGCACUGCUAGCCGUAGACCAACAUAACUCUGACGGAUCGUUUAAGAAAGUCAGGAUCAAGCGCUAUAGGUUUGCACCGCUUGGGAGUGUGACCGAAAAUAUUCCAUGGCGCAGGGUCAUUAUUGAUCUGGUUGACCUGCCCACGUCCGAGCACACAAGCGACCGUUACGUAUGCCACUUCUUUGAUGUGGCGUCACGGUUUAACUUGCUCUAUCCAGCAAAGGAUAACAGUAUGCAGACCGUGGCAGAAUUAUGUUGCCAAGUCUUUGCUGACCACGGGUGGCCAGGUAUUAUGUGCAGUGAUAACGUUAGUGAGUUCUGCGAUAAUGUAAUGGAAUCGCUAGUACUCGUAUCAGGCAUAUGCCAUAAGAAAGACAAACACAUAUGA
This is a messenger RNA of Sphaeroforma arctica JP610, 1095 nucleotides long. RefSeq lists its product as hypothetical. Lineage: Eukaryota; Ichthyosporea; Ichthyophonida. The record is from RefSeq and is a predicted model, not a curated record. Bases 1 to 1095 code for a protein of 364 amino acids. Gene Ontology annotation, molecular function: nucleic acid binding. The transcript is spliced from 3 exons. Gene Ontology annotation, biological process: DNA integration.